AUGAGGAAUGAGCAAAACAAUGAAAAACGGAAAAUGGAAAUGUGGGUCGCUGAAUUAGAUAAAUUUUCAUCUCAUUCAUCUCAUUUUGCUUUUUGCUAGGGAGUUCGCUAGCCGCAAGAAUGAAGAGGAUUUGAAACAACUUCAAGAAUAUUUUAAAAUGUACACCACACAGUGUCAAACAAACGGAACACGCUUUCAUUUGAAGUCGCUCCUAAAUGUUUGCGACGAUCAUUUCAAUAGUGUCGUUUCGAAUUCGAACGAAAUUGUGCGUCUAACCAAUUGGCUGUCCAAUAAUAUUUUCCGAGAGUUCAGAAUAUAUGUAUAACAUCUUGGGCACCCCUAGAGGAUUUAUUGAUGGAACAGUGGCAGAGUUCAAUGAACAAAUUCAACGAUAGUGUUGAAGAAUUUCACAACAACCUUAUGGAUUGUCAACAGCAUCAAGACGAGACUCAUGAGAAGUUGAUUGUAAAUUUAAAAUGUGUUCUAGCUGCCGGAAAACGCAUAGUUUCAGAGACUUUUGGAAGACUUUCAGAGAACGCUGAGCGGACUUCCAAGCUUAGCAGAACACAAUUACAAUUUGACAAGGAAAAGAGAUGUGGGUUAGUAAUAAGAAUGUCUCAAUGAAAAUAACCGAACAUUGUAGACAUCUACACUUCUAAUCCAUGUGAAGAGCAUGGAAACGUUCAAAAAGGAUGCUAUGGAUAUUGUUAA
Caenorhabditis sp. 36 PRJEB53466 is the source of this 711-nucleotide messenger RNA. Lineage: Eukaryota; Metazoa; Nematoda; Chromadorea; Rhabditida; Rhabditidae. The record is from the annotation of a GenBank genome assembly.